This is a messenger RNA of Dreissena polymorpha, 2618 nucleotides long. Its product is annotated as mucin-5AC-like. The transcript is spliced from 8 exons. Lineage: Eukaryota; Metazoa; Mollusca; Bivalvia; Myida; Dreissenidae. The record is from RefSeq and is a predicted model, not a curated record. The coding region runs from base 381 to 2618 and encodes 745 amino acids.
AUAAAGUGUUCAUUCCUACAGCUCGACAGUAUUCAGAUCAUUUUCCAAUCAAUUGCAUAAACGGGCAUUGGAGGGUCAAUUACGUUUGCAGCCUAAUCGAGGAAUGUCCGGAACCAAAGAGUCAAGAUAAUAAUACAAUCUGGCAGCAUGUACAACCAUUCAACUAUUCAAAAGGCGAAUUAAAGCUUAAUCUGUCGUGUGAGCCGGGAUUUCUUGCAUGGUCAGGACAAAAUUACACAAAUCAUUUCGAUGUUAAAUGUACAAAUCGUUCCUGGACGGCAUUCACAAAUUGUUCCAGAAUAGACUGCGGGCAGCCACAUGUACAAGCAAAUGGUCAUUACACAUUUAAUGCAACCACUCUCGGGUCUGUCGGAACUUUAAUGUGCAAUCCUGGUUAUACACGUGCUGAAAAUUCGGACAUUAUAUGCCAAGGAAACCGCAAAUGGAGAUUAUCGUCAGGCCGAAGCAUUUUUCUUGCGGAAAUGACCCCGGGAUCACAAAAUGAAUUAUGUACAUUAAAAACUACAUCAACAACUCACCCAACGACGACAAGUACUCAACCGACGUUAAAUACAACUCCACCGACGACGACAGCAACUCAACCAGCAACGCCUACGACUCACACAAAAACCUAUCCAACUCAUCAAACUACGACAACAACUGAACCAACGACGAGAGCAACUAAUCCAACUACGACAACAACUGAACCGACGACGAGAGCAACUAAUCCAACUACGACAACAACUGAACCGACGACGAGAGUAGCUAAUCCAACUACGACAACCACUGAACCGACGACGUCUACAACUCAUCCAACUACGACACCCACUAAACAGACGCCGUCUACAACUCAUCCAACUACGACACCCACUAAACAGACGCCGUCUAAAACUCAUCCAACAACAACAACUGAACCGACGACGUCAACAUCUCAUCCAACUACGACAACCACUGAUCCGACGACGUCUACAACUCAUCCAACUACGACAACCACUGAACCGACGACGACUACAACUCAUCCAACUACGACAACAACUGAACCGACGACGUCUACAAUUAAUCCAACUACGACAACAACUGAACCGACGACGUCUACAACUCAUCCAACUACGACAACAACUGAACCGACGACGUCUACAACUAAUCUAGCUACGACAACAACUGAACCGACGACGUCUACAACUCAUCCAACUACGACAACAACUGAACAGACGACGUCUACAACUCAUCCAACUACGACAACAACUGAACCGACGACGUCUACAACUCAUCCAAAUACGACAACCACUGAUCCGACGACGUCUACAACUCAUUCAACUAUUACAACAACUGAACCGACGACGUCUACAACUCAUCCAACUACGACAACUGAACCGAGGACGUCUACGACUCAUCCAACUACGACAACAACAAAACCGACGACGUCUACAACUCAUCCAAUUACGACAACAACUGAACCGACGACGUCUACAACUCAUCUAAAUACGACAACCACUGAACCAACGACGUCUACAAUUCAUCCAACUACGACAACAACUGAACCGACGACGUCUACAACUCAUCCAAUUAAGACAACAACUGAACCUACGACGUCUACAACUCAUCCAACUACGACAACAACUGAACCGACGAGGUCUACAACUCAUCCAAAUACGACGAACACUGAACCGACGACGUCUACAACUCAUCUAACUACGACAACAACUGAACCGACGACGAAGGCAACUGAUCCAACAACGAGAGCAACUAAAACAACGACGACAACAACUGAACCGGCGACGACAACAACUCACCCAACGACGACAACGCCAAUAAAAUGCACAACGGGCAUCACUGUUGAAAAUGGAAAUGUCUCAUACAAAAAUGGCAUUGAAUACCUCAACUACGCUGAAAUAACAUGUUCUCCUGGAUACAGGCUUAAUGGGACAGGCUAUAACAACAACGUGAGCGAGUUAGUUCAAUGUCUGCACACUGGACACUGGGAAAUAUCACGAGGGUGCGUAAGGAAAGAAUGUGUGCGAUCACUCUAUGUUGAAAACGGAAUUCCAUCAUAUCACAAUGGGAUCGAGUACCUGGACUACGCUGAAAUAACAUGCUCAUCGGGAUAUAUGAUAAAUGGGACAGGCGAUAACAACAACGUGAGCGAAAAGUUACAGUGUCUUGAUACCGGAAUAUGGGAAAUUCCAAACGGAUGCGUCAAGAGAGAAUGCGUAUUAAAUGUGGCUGUUCAAAAUGGAAAUGUCUCGUACGAACAUGGCAACACAUAUCUGGACCAGGCAACCGUCACGUGUUCCCAGGGCUAUAGGAUAAAUAGAACAACUGACAAUAACAACGUGAGCGAGAAGUUGCAAUGUCUAGAUACCGGAAUAUGGGACAUAUCAAAAGGAUGCGUCAAGAAAGAAUGUGCGCGAUCACUGCAUAUUGAAAACGGAAUUCCAUCAUAUCACAAUGGGAUCGAGUACAUGGACUUCGCUGAAAUAACAUGCUCAUCAGGAUAUAGGAUUAAUGGGACAGGCGAUAACAACAACGUGAGCGAAAAGUUACAGUGUCUUGAUACCGGAAUAUGGGAAAUACCAACAGGAUGCGUCAAGAAAGGCAAGCGGCAUCGCUAUGAUUAA